ACACCUCUGCUAAAGUAGAUGUUGUACCUUCAGUUAACGGUGAACACCCAUAGCUGCUUUCCUCUGAGCGUGUUCGUGACUUUGACUGUGAAUCUUUGUUGUUUUUAUCUGUCAAAUAAAAUCAUUUUUCUCCUCCAGCUGGAAGGAGAAUACAGAUAAUGUUCAUAAUACAGACAAAAAAAAUUGUAGCCAGUCAAAUUUAGUAAUUUUAAAACCUCGUCCUCGAUAGAGACUUUUAAAAGUUGUCAAAUUAUAACAGUACAAAACGUCAAUUGUCCCCCUGGAUGUUUUUGUACUCAUGAGAUAAGGCUUUAAUGAGCUUUCUGUCCAGCGAUGAGGCCGUCAUUAGGCUAUUCGAACAUAAAGAAAAGGGUGUUCAUAUGUGCUCUUUCCGACUGGGUGGACCAGACUCUAAUUUCAGACUGCAGUAUGACUCAGUGACCACAUGAAACUGAUCCCUGCUUCGCCUCUUGUUUUAAAGCUAAUAAUGCUGUCACCGAUGACAGGAACAUUUUGUACAUUUGGCUUUCUGAGAUGAGAUGAAUUACUUAUAAGCUGUGUAUGAUUGCGAGCGUCUGCUGGAGUAAAAACCUUUUUAGCUGACAGUUUUCUGCUUUUCACUGCUGUCGAGCCAGAAAACGUUGCAAUAUACAGGGAGGUUAGACAGACUGUCCGAUGACUCAUGUGCAGAGGGGAUUUUAUGUAGAAAAAAAAAUAUUUUUUAAAGAUAACCUUAGUGGAAAUUAGUGUCCAUGUUUGAUUUCCACAAAAGCCCAGACUCCCUUCAGCACACAUAGAUACGAUCUGGUGUGUUGUGAAAUGUCCGUUAUGAUUCUUGAUUAUUGGUUUUCUCUGUCCUCCAGCUCUCUAUUUCUGCUGCCCUAUAAUUUGCCUCCUUUACAGUAGAGAACGUCCACUUCUGUAAACACGACAGCUUAAGUAAAGAUAUUUGAGUCGAGUAAGAGAGGGAGUUUCUGUACAUCACGGUAAACAUGCCGUGCUUUGAUAUGGCCACUUAGGGCUGUUUUGUCUGGUUUCCAUGUUCUCGGCUGAAACUUGAGUUCGACGUGUUUGCAUUUAUGAAACAAGAUUUGAGAUUAUUUAGGAAUGUCGAAGUCGCUUGCAUGCUAUAUUUCUUUGACUCAUUAUUUCUUUGGAUCCCAGACGUAGAGCGAUGUGUUUUCACAAUGCAUUGUGGAGGUUUGACACGGAGCCAGAUUCCAUGCUCAAGUGUUUCCAGUAAUAUUCAUAAAUACUGACGAAUCGCAUAUUUUCAGAGCGGAAAGAAAGUAGAAAUAGUGCAAAGAAACAGCGACAUACUUUUAUGAUUGUCUUCCUUCAGGCUGCAGCAUCGUCCACAAUAUGAAGGAGCACAAAUACAAACUUUGUUUUACAGUAAAUGCAGAUAUUGACGGGAAAUGAAAUGAUCCAUUACUCUCUCCAUCUCACUUUACACUUCUGUCUACACUUGUCAUCAGUUUGUCCAAAUAAAAUUGUAAACUCAGCUCACUUCCGAGCACUUUAUGCAUCAGUAAGGCUUCUGUCAGAUAGCGUUAGUCAAGCCAACGUUUCUCUUCCUACCGUGAAGCUUCUCCAAUACUGCUGAUAAAAACCUUUUUGCAUGAUUUCACAACAGAUCCACAUCACCUCUGAUAUCUGCAGCCAGUUCUUUUAUUCGUGGUCUUUGUUUUUAAAGUUAGGAAAGAGACCCUGUUCACUUUCUUGCUGAAGGUUAGAUAAGAUUGAAAUAUGAAGCUGAAGCCAGGAGACAGUUAGCUUAGCUUAGCUUAGCGUAACCAUAAAGACUGAAAACAGCUAGCCUCUAAAGCUAACUAAUUAACACUGACUUAUGUUUUGUUUGUUUAAUUCUUUAGGCGGAUUAAUAUUGAGACAGAGCCAGGCUAAUCUUUAUGCUAAGCUAAGCUAAUCACCUAUUGGACCUAGCUUCACAUUCUACAGACAGAUAUGUGGUAUCAAUCUUCUUGUAUGACUCUCAGCAGAAAAGUGAAGACACUUAUUUCUAAGUAAAACAAAUAGCCUCUGCCAUUGACACCAUUUUAAGGCUAACACCUUUUCUGUGGUUCUACUUCCUUUGUGUUUUGUUUGCAACGUCACACCUACGAAUGAAAAAAAAGUGUACCAGGGCUACUUUCUUAAGCCUAAUGUUGACGUGUGAAGUGAGACACGAAUACAAUCGUGCGUUUAUGAGCGGAAGAAGUGAUUAUAAACACCACAUGAAUGUGUUUUGCCUCCAUCAGCAGACGCCGGUUUGUUUUUGAGAUCUGAGCAUUUCUCCACUCUCUCUGACUUCUCUUUACUGCGUGAGAGCUCUUAUGCAUUUGGCCUCUAAAAGCAGCUGACCUUACUGACGCUAAUAUUUUCCUUGUGUGACAAUAAAUAUGCACAUUGUAAGUGGCAUCAGACGCUCCCAGUGUUUACGUGUUCUGUGUGGUUGUUUGUGAGCAAAGAGCAAAGAUCUGUUGCAUUGCGGUUGUCAUAACACAUAAUAAAACGUGAAACCACUGGAAAAAGACGGAAAUGAAAACAAUUAAGUGGUUAUAAUAGAUUUUUAAAUAAUGAGCGCAAUGUGAGUGAAAGGAAACAGCAUUAAGGUUGCAGGUGGCUGCUCGUGUCGCCAUUUCCAACACGAUUUCAACAUUGCAAGCGACAGGAAGUUCACCCUGUACCACUUCCUCCUGAGGAGUAAACCUUGUAAAAAGGGUGGAGGAGUGGGGCCACACAGUUACAAAGACCCACAUGUACACGUGACGUGGAACAUAUUGUCUGAAACUCAAAGAAGUUAAGUCAUGAUGGAAAUUACUUUGUGUGCAACGGUGUCAGAACCAGAGAGGUAUUACAAGUCUUUAUCAGUUAUCUGCAUAAAACCAUUUAUGGUCAUGGAUACGGUUUGUCUUCAUCGAGCUUCCAACCGUACAAGCACGCGCCAUCUAUUAGAUGUUGGAACAAUAUAGAUCCAUUUCACAUUCAAAUGAGAAACAUCAUGUCACAGCACUGUCUGAACUCUUGCCUGGAACACAAUCAAUCACUCUUGUCUCCUCUGCAGUGUGACUGAGGGGUUUGCCUCGACCCUCUCGCUUUGCUUUUGAUUAAAACUCUGCAAAUGUUCUUUCUUUUUUUUUUCUUUUUUUCUUGUUGGCUCUAAAAGUGUAAUAAACAGAUUCCAAACUGUGAUGAGUGAAAACAGCAGCGAGUUACACUUCAUUGGAGAUAAUAUUUUCAUAUCUAAUGAACCGUAACGGCAGAAAUAAAAGUGACCGGAGAAAAUGCAAACAUUACACUGAGGGAGAGAAAAUGUCAGUGGUUGAGUUAAACCAAUAAGAUUCAGAGUUGGUGGAGCUUUUUUUUUUGUUCAAAGUGUGUAGCUGCGUUGAGGUCUGAGACGUGCAGUGGUCAAAGUCCAUUUAUUAUCACCUUAACUUUAACCACACCAAUCCUUCACCUAACCCCAGCUAUUUCUUAUUCAAAUGUAAUGACUGUCGUCUUCCAUCUGAACACAACCACGUUUGAUCUUUAUGCAACAACCCAACCUCUGAGUUUUGCAGACCAGUCAUGCUUCUGUGCUACAAAAUGAGUAAAGCCUCACUGAGAUAUCUAGGUUAGCCGGUGAGCCCUUAAAAAUAAAGACACGCUCAGUAGAUUGUUUUUUAAAUCAGCAAAUGAACAAAAAGCAGUUUGUUUUCUUCUUGUUUUGUUCUAAGCUUUAUACAAAGUAUUUCAAUGUAUUAUACAACAACAAAAACUGUGUUUGCCUUUGCUGCCAUCUUUGUGCCUCAUCAUGGAGCCCAGAAUCACGGCAGGUCGUCACGAAAUUAAAUCUAUUUGUUUCAUGUACAGGGACACAAAUUGUUCAUAUUUUUUCAUGUCGCUCAGCACAAAAACAACGCCAAUGGAAAGUCAAUAAGGAUCCUUUUUUCGUGGUGGACGCACAAAUUAAACGCCACCACUUUACUAUGCCACGGUCAGAGCUAGUAACGUAUAUUAAAUAAAGAGAUAGACCACUUAUGGUGGGCAGCAGGGGAGGUGGAUGGGUCCAUCAAACACAGCACCGUCAACCACAAGCUCGAUGUUCAACUCUGUGUGUCCCAAAGUGUUCGUGACGGUCUUCUAAAACCUAUUUACGUGGUUUUGUUGCCUCAAUCUAACUUUUGUUUUGUAGCGUAAUGCUGUCCCGAAAAAUAAGUUGUGCCGAUCAACACGAAAGAAAUGGACAAAUGAUGUUCCUUGUGUGACUAUAGGCCAGCGACACUCAUUAACACCCACAGAACCACAGGCAGAAAGCGAGCCUUUAGUGUUUAACCAGACUGGUUCAGCAGUUACAGCAGCCACAGUUAAUGUUGAAUUGUCCUUAAUCAGAUUAUUGUACCCUCACAGGCUCUGUAGUCAAUGUUGGGUUUCCAGGACCAUUAACAUGCAGUGGAGGUGCACAGCAGCAUGUUACAUCUCUGGAUUUAGUGAAGUUAAAACCCCAUCAAAGCACCACUGUGACUGAAUGAACUGCCACUGACCCGUCCCACUGCUGGUCAUGUUCCACUGUAAGAAAACAGGGACUCUGUUUUGACUGCACAUUCUAGCCCAUCAUAACAUUUGCUCUGAGGAAAUGUGGAUUCAAAUAAUACAAAGUGAGAGACGGCAUACUGUACAUAAUUACAGAUGUCAAGUGAGUCUUCGGGAGUUGUUGUCGCGGGCUGUUUCACUACUUUCAGACUGAAAUGAUUAACUGUAUCGGGGUUAAAGGAGCCUUGCUUUACCUGAGCAGAGAAUGAAGUCGCUCUCCCUCUGUGAAUGUUGGUAUCUGAGCUUCUCCGUUCUUUGUUGACAUGGUUGGGCCUUUUAGUGCAUGUUAUCGCAUGUUAUCGUGCCCUACUGGUUGGCUCACGGCCGACGCUGUGCACGGCUCUCAAACGGUGGUUGAAGCUGAUAACGCCGUCCCGAUCGGCAGCUGUUUUCACGAAAGCAUAGCACCAGCCCUCUGAUUCCCCCUCAGGUCAACACUGUUAGCUCUGUCAGCACUUCCCCCGUUGUUUGCACUGUUAGCGCAGUUAGCACUGUUAGCUAUGUGCCGCCGGCUCAGGCGCCGCCAUGUUGAGAGGCAAAGCAAACACCCCCAAUAUCGGAUCUUGCACCUUUAAACUAUAUAGCUCUGAAGCAGUCAAGUGUAUUAGUCUUGAUCAGCAAUUUAUAGCUAAGCCCAGCAUACAAGCAUGCAUAUUUUAUUACUGUCGAUGGUCGUGCAGCAUUCUGAUUUAGUUUUUUAGCACAUAGUAACUGAAAUAAAUUGGUAUUGUCAAACACACUGAUUGAAACAAACGUUGUAUAUUGUAAUCAUGUAAUGUGAGAGCAUGGCUUCAACAGUUAAGGGUCUUUAAUGACAUUAUAGGACUGAUUGUAGUGGUGACUUGGAGGGCAGAGAGGUCAGUUACUUCUGAAUCUGACAGAAAAUACCAAAAUGAAUCAGAUCUCACUCUUCAGUUCAACAUGUGCAACAGGACACGACACGUUCAGGCGAAACAUGAAUGCAUGAAAGUUAUGCAGACAUACUUUUCUUCCUUUCAUACUGGGUGGAGAUGAUAAUACAGCCUCAGGGCACAAAUUACAGCAGCACACAUUUCAAAGUGAAGCAGCAGUGCUGGGUCUCACUGGCUGUGUAACAUGUACAUGUGUACCAACGAUCGUUUCAUUUCUCCACACAUUCCUUCACUGCCAUUCAUAUGACAACCAAGUCCAAUCAAUGGAGAUGUUUUGCUUCCUUGCAGCACCAAUCAAAGACAUUGACGCACACGGUGUCCCAACAGUUUAUGUCACAUGGUGGAAAAGUUAACAUGUGGGAUCUUUGAGUAUUUUUUUGUGUCUGACACUUUUGUUGUUGCUUUUAAACAGAUGGACGACAUCGACGCCAUGUUCAGUGACCUGCUGGGGGAGAUGGACCUCCUCACUCAGAGUCUCGGACAGGAAACAGUACCUCCUGCGUCUCUCCCCACCACCAACAAGGAAGUCAACCUAUCCAUCGGCUACACUGACCUCAAUGAGUCCCUCAAUGAACUCGAGGACACCGAUCUGGAUGCGCUCAUGGCUGAUUUGAUGGCUGAUCUCAGUGAGUCGGAAGAGAAACUUGCAGCACAAAUAAAAGAUCUGAAGGUGCCGUCACCGCCCCCGUCAGACCUGCCGCCACCACCACCUAAGGGCCUGAGCAUCCGUCCGGCCUCCUCCUUCCCUUCCCCAACAUCAUCAACGAGCAGCACCAGCAGCAACGUUAGCACCACGGCCUACUCCGCUGCCUCCCCUUUACCACCUCCGCCCCCUCAGGCUGCAAAGCCCACAAAGGAGGAAAUCGAGGCGCAGAUGAAAGCAGACAAAAUCAAGCUGGCUCUUGAGAAGCUCAAGGAAGCUAAAGUAAAAAAGUUGGUGGUGAAGGUGCUGAUGAAUGAUGGCAGCGCAAAGACUCUGAUGGUGGACGAGAGGCAGACUGUUAGAGAAGUUCUGGACAACAUGUUCGAGAAGACUCACUGUGACUGCAACGUGGACUGGAGCCUGUGUGAGACCAACCCGGAGCUACAACUUGAACGGGCGUUUGAAGACCAUGAGAACCUGGUGGAGCCUCUCUUGGCGUGGACCAGGGACAGCGAGAACCAAGUCCUCUUUCAGGAGCGGGGGGAGAAAUACGAGGUUUUCAAAAAUCCACAGAACUUUUAUCUAUGGAAGAAGGAUAAGAGAGCCCUGAAAGAUAUAAAAGACAAAGACAAGGAGUUAUUAAUACAGGAGAACUUCUGCGGGACUUCCAUUAUCGUGCCGGAUCUGGAGGGGGUGAUGCACCUCAAAGAAGACGGCAAGAAGUCCUGGAAAAUGAGACUCUUCCAGCUGAGGGCCUCGGGAAUUUAUUACGUGCCCAAAGGGAAAACCAAGUCGUCCCGGGACCUCGUCUGUUUUGUCCAGUUUGACAACCUGAACGUCUACUACGGCAAAGACUUUAAGAACAAAUACAAAGCCCCGACCGACUUCUGCUUUUUUCUGAAGCAUCCUCAGAUCCAAAAAGAGUCUCAGUACAUCAAGUACCUCUGCUGCGAUGAUGCUUGCGCCAUGAACCUUUGGGUAACAGGAAUACGGAUUGCAAAGUACGGUGCGUCGCUGUAUGAAAACUUUAAAACCGCAGAGAAGAAGGCUGCUGUCAGCUCUGUGUGGACGAACCGAAGCACUCCAUCGAGCUCCAAUCCGUCAACGCCCUCACCCACCAUCAAAGCCAAAUCACCAAACCAGGCCAAUGGACAUGCUCAGGAGCCCCAACCAGGACCUGUUUCUACGGACUUCGGACAUGUCCCUCCUCCACCUCCACCAUUGGCAGACAUCCUUCCCCCACCACCUCCGGACCCAUUCCUCCCUCCUCCGCCACCUCCUUUGGCUGCCAAGAGUUCUUUAAAACCUGCCCUCCCUCAUCGACACCUGCCAACCAACUUCCCUCCGCCUCCACCUGCAAUGGACAACCUCUCUCCUCCACCACCACCAUCCAAAGACGAUGCUCCGCCAGACUUCCUUCCACCCCCUCCUCCGGCUGCUGGCUUUGGUUCACCGUUUCCUCCUCCGCCACCGUUGACCUCCCUACCACUACCGCCACCCCCAGUGAGUUUCAGAGGUGUGGACCAGUCUCUGCCUCCUCCACCACUAGAUCCAGGGUUUUUACCUCCGCCUCCACCAAUGUUCACAGGGGCUGGAGCACCCCCUCCGCCACCUCCUCCAACUGCUGCUGCCCCAAAACCAGCGCUACGGCCUUCUGGCUCGGUGAAGAAGAUGCCUCCGGUUCCGCCAAAGAGAACUACACCAUCUAUGCAUGGAGGUGGAGGUGGAGGUGGAGGUGGAGACUUUAUGUCAGAACUGGCGCUGGCCAUGAACAAGAAGCGUGGUCUUCAUUAGCCUGAGUCUAAAAAUAGCUUGAAUCCACCACUCUUUACAUCCAUAACGAUGCUGAACAUCUCCAAAAUGAAGCCAGUGGAGAUCAAUACAGAUUCCAUCUCUUCCAGAGAACAGAUGGCCAUCCAUCCAUUUGUAUGGAUAUGUAUGAUACCAAGACAUAAUCUUGCAUGAAUUAAGUGAAAGUGUAAUUAUUUUCAAGACCAAAACAGUUUAUUUUGUACACUGUUUGUAACGUUGCUGAAGAGAAAACAUGAAAAGUAUAAUGUGGUCAUCAUGGUUCAAAGAGACAUUUUCAUAGAAUUGUACAUAUUGACAUGUUUGCAUGGAAUGCUGUAAAUACUAUAAACACAAUCCCCAUAUACAGAGCACACGAUGAGUUUUCAAAUGACUAACAAGCUAAAUAAAACCUGGCAGAAGACAUGCGUAAAUAUCUUUUUUUUUAUUGGGUUUUCUUGUACAACUUGCUGAAAUCUGAGAAGUGAAGGCUCUGGUGUGUGCAUAAAGUAUAUGAAUAGGGUGAAUAGUCAUACUGUAUGUGAAACUAGGUCUUAAAACAAACGGUACACCCUCUGCUGUAGCAUCUUUGAAUAUAUUUAGGCGUCAAUAUGGCAUUAAAAAAUGUUAAUUCCU
This is a messenger RNA of Anarrhichthys ocellatus (wolf-eel), 8553 nucleotides long. RefSeq names its product amyloid beta (A4) precursor protein-binding, family B, member 1 interacting protein (gene apbb1ip). The coding region runs from base 5824 to 7923 and encodes 699 amino acids. Gene Ontology annotation, cellular component: plasma membrane; cytosol. Gene Ontology annotation, biological process: signal transduction. The transcript has 13 exons. The record is from RefSeq and is a predicted model, not a curated record. Lineage: Eukaryota; Metazoa; Chordata; Actinopteri; Perciformes; Anarhichadidae.